AUGCAUCCCUCCAUCGCCAAUCUUUCCUCGCGGCUUCACCUUUGCUCCGGUGAUGUGCCGCCACCGCUCGUUGGCGCUUCUGCUACCCUAGUCGAGCCAUCUCAGCAUGGUCAAGCAAAGGGUGCACAGGUCUAUCUGUUUGGUGGACGCCUGGUUAGCAGCCGUCGCAUGGUCAACACGCUCUACCGGCUUGAUCUCGACGAGAUGAGGUGGUCCAGACUCACUCCCACCACCAAACCCAAACUCGCCACGGCUGAGCCGUCUUUGCAACAGCCGCAACCGCGCUACUUUCACUCUGCCGAUCUCUGGAACAACAAGAUUAUCUUUUUCGGCGGAAUGGGCUAUUCGCACCGCUCCCAGGACGCAGGUGUGCCUGGGAGCGCUCCCACAGAAGAGCUCUGCGUGCUUGACGAAUUGCUUGCCUUGGAUCUCACCACCCAGCAAUGGGAUUACACUUUUGAUGUCGCUUCACCUCGUGCAAUCGUGCAACACGAUCCAUCCUCCAGCUCUCAGCCUGACACGCAACGACCCGCUCCUCGUUACGCCCAUCUUUCUGCACUGUCGGGCGACACGCUCUCCAUCAUCGGAGGCCAGAACCUUGCCAACCAGUACGUCGAGUCAAUCAAUCUCUUUAGUCUCUCGCAGAACAGGUGGAUCGGUGCACAACGUUUCCAAAAGCAAUGCGGCAGCUAUCGCUCACUCGCCGUCGGCGCCAAAUGCCUUCAUAAGGAUGGGCAAAAGGCAAAGUGCUAUCCUCGCGCCAAGGAUCCAUUGAACAACACCGACACCGGCAAUGCCACUCCCAUGUCCAAUACUUCCACACCACAGGGUAAUCAAUCUGCAGAAAAGUUGACCGGUAAGGUCGAGCAAAAUCCGCUGCCAAUGAGCUGUCCACCCGCGCCAGAUCAGUCGCUACCCGUGUAUUUGUACUCGAAUUACAACUUUACCGAUGUUCGCCGAGAGCUCGAGGUGCUCGCCGUUCAACCCGACGCUGCCACCAACCAGGACACGCACAGAACACAGCAACGUCGCCGCAGCGGCUCCAAUGCUUCCCAAGAGUCGGCCAUCGACAUCGAUGGACCGCUCACACCAUCUCAAGCCAAUGCUGCUACUGCUGCCCAAUCUUCUCUUGGCGCGCUUGUCUCGAUAGACGACCGUUCGAACCACAUGGGCGGCGUCACGCUUCCUCCAGGCCUUCGUUUCCCCACAGGCGCGCUCCUCGGGCCCUAUCUGCUCAUCUCGGGUACCUACCUCGCCAAUGCAACACAGAGCUUCUCCGUCUGGGCUCUGCAUCUGCCUACCAUGGUCUGGUCUAGGAUCGAGUCUGGUUCGGCUCUCUCGACUGGAAGCUGGAAUCGCGCGCUCCUUUGGCCUGCAAAGAACCGUCUCGUCGUUGUUGGUCACAAGGAAAGGGACCUCGUCAGUGACUACAAUCAUCGCCAGACCAAUUGGGAUCACGUCGUGGUGCUCGAGCUCGAGGCCUGGGGCAUCUACCAGCCUCCCUACUCGGGCCUUUCCGACGACGCCGUCCAACUCGGCCUGGACAAGCUUGCGGCGACCGCACCAUCCGCCAUGGCCUCAGCACAAGCACUUGCACGCGGCGCCGAAGCAGCCCACUCCUUGGCCGAGGAACGUGUGCCUGGCGCAUCGGCUGCUGAGAUGCAGAGCAACCUCGAAAAAGAGGUCGAGGCUCUCAACCUCGGUGGUCGCGGCGACUUUGAAAUCGUCUGCUCGGACGGUCUCAGAAUCGGUUGCGAUCGUGCUAUCCUCGAAGCGCGUUGGCCCUGGUUCAGAUCUAAGAUGGACGAAUACCGCCGAAGAGCGAGGCGAACCCUUCGAAUCGCCUAUCCGACGUCACAGGAACAAUCCGGCUUGGGCAUCAUCCCUGAGGACAUUGCCGAGUUCCUUGCCGAGGAGGACGAUGAAGAGGAGGCUCUAGAUCCACCCUUUGUGUCCUCAGCCAACAAGGUGGGCGCACAUGAUGCCAAACAAAAGGUCCGCGAUCCGCGCUUUCAGCCCCGCCACUUGCAGAUCUCGGAGCCAUUGCCGGUGGUGCUUGCAUUGCUCCAAUUUGUUUACACGCUGCGCAUCUGCACCGCACUGCAGCGACAUCCUGCUGUUGUGUGUGCUCUCAUGGUGCUGGCCAAAACUUACAACAUGGACAGUCUCGCGUCUUGGGCCCGCCACGCUGCUCAUGUGGCGCUCGCCGACGAUCUCCAUCCCAAGGCACCAUCGACACUAUCGCGUCACGGCGAUAUGCUCUCACCCUCGUCGUCGAUCACGCACGCCCUUGACAGCUUCGAACAUAGCAGUCUCGAUCUCUUCCGCCCGUCCGAGUCGCUCGGUCUGCAUCCCGAGGAAAGACAUCGGCUCGCCGUCUGCCUUUACGAGGCUGCCUCGCUUUGUGGUUGCGAAGGUCUGCAGAUCCGCGCACUAAGGGUGGUCAUGGCCAUUGCUCGCUGGCUCCAGAAGCACGGCGCUGGUCCCAAUGCAGGGAGCGGCAGCGGUAGUGGACUCGAGAAGCAGGCGCAGGGCCGCAGCGAAGGUUCGACGCACGAUCGUUCCGGCUCUGCCUCUCAGUCUGGCGCUGGUUCCAACGGUGUAGGAUCCGCACAUUCGUCUGCCAACCAGUUCCGAGCUGGGUCCGGCUCCACUUUUCGCGCAGCCACUGGUGGUUUUUCCAGUGUCGGCCCUUCGCCUCUGCUGCCGUUACCGUUGCCGUCGCCGUCGCCAUCCUUGUCACGCGCGGGAUCCGAUGCGGCGAGCUCGCAUGGUCCAUUGACACCAAAUUCGACCUACCAAAGCUUCUCGGACCGUCGAGGCGAUUCGUUUUCGUCAUCGUCCGACGCUCCAGCCUCUGACAGCGCGCUCGUCUAUCUGAGUGGAGAAGUCGAGUCGCUUGAUGAUCAGCCCAGUACGCCGUUUCGCAAGAUGUCGUUUGGAAACAGCUUUUCGAGCGGCAAGACGGACAAGUACACGAUCGCGAUUACGUCGCCUGACGUUGCCAAUCGCAGCACUGACCCAAUGCCCUCUGGCUUGACACUGGUCUCGAGCGAAGUGGAAGCCAGCGAUGCGCAAGCGCCUAGCUUUGCUCGCAAGCGCCGUAGCCUGUUUGGACGUAACACGACGUCGAACACACCAAUCUUGCCAGAGGUGCCAACCAUGGAGCCUGUGCGCGCUGGCAGUUCGCUCGGCUUUCACAGCAGCACCAUGGCUGACGGAACGGUACUAGGAGACUUGAAUGCGUACCCCAGCAACACGCUGCCGGACCGACGCGCCAGCGCGAGUGCUAGUGCAAGUGCAAGUGCGCACGUGACUUGUAGCACGAAACCAGUCUCGCCGACGACGACGACGGGCGACGACUGGUCGAGUGGCUUCCAUCUCGCUCGGCACUCGAUGCCAUUGCGAGACGGCAAGGGAGCGAGCGUGACGUCGUUGGCGCUCAACUCGCCGGCAUUGACGAUGGACCCUAACCGAAGAUAUAUGCAAGCUUCGGCUGCUUCUUCACCGGCCCGCGAGCAGUUCCCCGUGAAUUCGUAUGGACCUCGAUCGGAGCAAGAGCAGGUAUCUCGAUCUACAUCGGUGCACAGUCUGUCCACGGACACGAGUCUGGCGGCCAGUUUGCAUCGCAGCAAUUCCGGUGCCAGUCACCAUCAAUCGUCGACACCAUUGGACGGGAUCGAGAUCUCGAGGGACGUGACGCAUCUCUCGUCCAAGGAGAUCGCAAUGCUGAAUAAGAAGGAGCGCAAGCGGAUCGAAAAGGAGGAAAAAGAGCGCAAGAAGGCGGAAAAGGCCGAGUACAAGCGACUGGCAGCCGAAGCCGUGUUCGGACCGAAAGGCAGCGCGGGUCCUUCGCCAGCACUGCCAUCGAGCGACUUUGCCAUGUACACAUCGGGUGCACAAGCAGUAGCUAGACAGGGCACAGGUGCACAGUCAUCACGUCGAUCUUCAGAGCCGUCGGAUUCGCGAUCCAGUACAAGCACCGCGAGUCCGCGAACAGGCAGCAGUCUGAGGACUGCAUACAGUCCACGCACUCCGGCUCCGACAGCGCCACCCAAGCGCGGCGAGUGGGCGGUGGCGACGGCGACAAGUGGAGGACCGUGGUUCAGCGCACCUCCACCGAUGAUGGCUCCUCCCAGUCUCAAGGGCAUGCCCAAGGGCAAUCGCAGCGCGGCUUCUCUGAGCGGCCAAAGCUCUCCCAAGACCCGACUAACUUCGUAA
Mycosarcoma maydis (corn smut) is the source of this 4221-nucleotide messenger RNA. RefSeq lists its product as uncharacterized. Gene Ontology annotation, molecular function: protein binding. Gene Ontology annotation, biological process: cell redox homeostasis. Gene Ontology annotation, cellular component: mitochondrion; cytosol. The transcript has a single exon. Lineage: Eukaryota; Fungi; Basidiomycota; Ustilaginomycetes; Ustilaginales. The record is from RefSeq and is a predicted model, not a curated record. Bases 1 to 4221 code for a protein of 1406 amino acids.